This is a messenger RNA of Dermatophagoides pteronyssinus (European house dust mite), 1071 nucleotides long. RefSeq lists its product as uncharacterized. Gene Ontology annotation, molecular function: DNA-binding transcription factor activity, RNA polymerase II-specific; RNA polymerase II cis-regulatory region sequence-specific DNA binding. Lineage: Eukaryota; Metazoa; Arthropoda; Arachnida; Sarcoptiformes; Pyroglyphidae. Gene Ontology annotation, biological process: regulation of transcription by RNA polymerase II. The record is from RefSeq and is a predicted model, not a curated record.
AUCCAGCCGAACUUUCGAGGGGAAUGUGCCAAUGCCUGCCAUUCAUCGAAUCGAAUACAACAUUGUUGUUAACAAUUGGCUGUUGUUGUUGUUGGCUGUACGCGUACGUGUGGUCACAGGGCACAUGUUUGCACCGUUCAAAAGAAACGUUACCCGAUUUUGUUUAUUGAGUGAGUGGAUUUUGGAAUUUUUGCCGCCAACUUUUUGCAAAACCCAUUUAGUGUUUGAAAUGGCUCAACGACAAUCAUUGUUUGGCAAUUGUUCAACCAUCCCUGAAAAUUCCAAUCCAAACAUAACAUUCAAGCAAUUGAUUUUGGAGACCGAACAAGAUGAUUCAUCAUUAUGGCAACAAUUCAAAGACCAAAUGCAAAGUAAAGAUUGCCAAUCUGAAUUGACACGACAUGAUGUGUCUCAAUUGCAAAAUAAAAUCGAUACACUGGAAUGCAAAUUGUUCACAUUGGAAUUGGAAAAUGAUGGUUUGAAAACCUGUAAACAAGAAUCGAUUCGUUUAAAAUCGGAAAUAUCAGAAAAAAAUGAACAACUUUUCGGUGUGCGAAGAAUGCUGGAAGCAGCAGAAACAAAUUUAGAUUCGCUCCGAAGAUCGAAUGCCAUGAAAGACGAACAAAUUAAUGAAUUAAUGCAAAAGAUUGCUUGCUUGCAAUCCCAAUCGGAAUCUUGUCGAUUGAUCAGCAACGGUAAUGGUGAUGAUGUAAUUAGCCCUACCACUGCUAAGAAGCCUCUAUCAUUCGCGUGUUGUCGAUGUGAUGCAACAUUCAAGACUAAAUAUCAUUUGCAACGUCAUUGUAUGCGUCACUCCAACAAACGUCCAUUCAAAUGCUCGGUUUGUAAGGAAAAAUUCAAACGUCGAGAUGUUUUGGAACGUCAUAGCCUAAGACACUCGGAUAAACGUCCUUUCAAGUGCUCCGAGUGUGAUGCAACAUUUAAACGGCAAGAUGUUCUGAAGCAACAUCACCAAAAUGAACAUUUGUGAUUGAUUUGUGAUUGAUUUUAUUAAUGUUUUUAACAUUUUUCUCGAAUUUUGAAAAUAUCUAUUAAUUUUAUAAAAAUAAA